Pseudopipra pipra is the source of this 4569-nucleotide messenger RNA. It is a transcript of the gene TBC1D16, whose product is annotated as TBC1 domain family member 16. Gene Ontology annotation, cellular component: early endosome. Gene Ontology annotation, molecular function: GTPase activator activity. The coding region runs from base 193 to 2511 and encodes 772 amino acids. The record is from RefSeq and is a predicted model, not a curated record. Lineage: Eukaryota; Metazoa; Chordata; Aves; Passeriformes; Pipridae. The transcript has 12 exons. Gene Ontology annotation, biological process: activation of GTPase activity.
CUCCCCGGCCGGGCAGCCCCGGGGCGGGCGGGGCGCUGGGCGGGCGCAGCCCCGCGCAGGGCCGGGAGCGGCGGCGGCUCCGAGCCCGCCCGGGCCGGGCAGCGCCGGGACUUCUCCCGGGCUCGUCUGUGCCGAUCUUCUGGAUUUGGCUGCUGACUCGAGCUGACAGAUAAUGGAAACAUUUCCUUGGCGAUGUCUCUGGGGCGACUCCUCCGACGUGCCUCCUCCAAAGCCUCUGACCUCCUGACCCUGAAUCCCGGUGGCGGCGGCAGCUCAUCCUCUGUGCUGGAUGGGGAGAUUAUCUACUCCAAGAACAAUGUCUGUGUCCACCCCCCUGAGCUGCUGCAAGGCGUCGGGGAGCACCAUCCAGGCUAUCUGUGCUUGUACAUGGAGAAGGACGAGCUCCUGGGGACCACGCUGAUCCUGGCCUGGGUGCCCAACUCCCGCAUCCAGAGGCAGGAUGAGGAAGCCCUGCGCUACAUCACCCCCGAGAGCUCCCCCGUGCGCAAAGCCCCGCGCAAACGCGGCCGCCACGCUCAGGGCCUGGGCCUCGCCUCGCCCCCGGAGCACAGGGGGGCCCUGACCCUCAGGGCAGACGAGCUCCUGGUGUCCCAGCCCGGCAGAGAUGGGCCCUACACCAGCCCCCCCUGCUCAGAGGGGGAGAGGCUGUCGCAGGGCCGGUCCCCACAGCCCCCCCGCAGCGACUCAGGGAUCCUGUGCACCCUCAGCUCCCAGGAGGAGCACAACAGGUCGGAGCUGUCGGCGGAGGGUGCGGAGGAAGGGCUGGACUGCCGCGAGGACGAGGGCUCCUUGGAGCUGUCUGCUGAGGACGUGAGCAGGGACAGUACUUUUGACUCUGAUUCUGAUGCCUUCUCCUCCCCCUUCUGCCUCUCUCCCAUCAGUGAAGCCCUUGGGAAAAGCAGCAGUUCCGUGUUUCUGGACAGUGAAAGCAGGGACACGUGUGACAAUCGCAUGACCUGCUCCACCAGCUCUGCCUCCAGCCUCGACACCAGUGCCCAGUUCCAGGAGAACAAUGGGCAAACACAGAGCACCAGAUGGGAUGAACAGCAGAAAGUAUUUGCCCUCGAGCAGGUCUGUGGUGUCUUCAGAGUGGACCUGGGACAAAUGAGAUCCCUUCGUCUCUUCUUCAGUGACGAGGCGUGCACCUGUGGGCAGCUGGUGGUUGCAAGCAGGGAGAGCCAGUACAAGAUCUUCCAUUUUCACCACGGUGGCCUGGAUAAACUCUCCGAGGUGUUUCAGCAGUGGAAGUACUGCACAGAGACCCAUCUCAAGGACCAGCAGCUCGCUGAUGAGAAAACCUGUAUGCAGUUCUCCAUCCGCCGGCCCAAGCUGCCCUCCUCGGAAACCCACCCCGAGGAGAACACGUACAGGCGCCUCGACGUGUCUGCCUGGCUCCAUCACCUCAACGAAUCCGGACAGGUGGAAGAGGAGUACAAGCUGCAGAAGGCCAUUUUCUUUGGUGGGAUUGAUAUUUCCAUCCGUGGGGAGGUGUGGCCCUUUCUGCUGCACUACUACAGCUACGAGUCCACUUCUGAAGAGAGGGAGGCACUGAGGCUGCAGAAGAGGAAAGAAUACUUUGAGAUCCAGGAGAAAAGGCUGUCCAUGACUCCGGAUGAACAGAAGGAUUUCUGGCGUCAGGUGCAGUUCACGGUGGACAAGGAUGUUGUGAGGACUGACCGCAGCAACCAGUUCUUCCGAGGGGAGGACAACCCCAAUGUGGAAACCAUGAGGAGGAUCUUGCUGAACUAUGCAGUAUUUAACCCAGCCACUGGAUACUCCCAGGGCAUGUCCGACCUGGUUGCUCCACUCCUGGCAGAGAUCCUGGAUGAGUCGGAUACUUUCUGGUGCUUUGUUGGAUUGAUGCAGAACACGAUCUUCAUCAGCUCCCCCCGGGAUGAGGACAUGGAGAAGCAGCUGCUGUACCUGCGCGAGCUGCUGCGGCUCAUGCACCCCCGCUUCUACCAGCACCUCUGUGCCCUGGGAGAGGAUGGCCUGCAGAUGCUCUUCUGCCACCGCUGGAUCCUGCUCUGUUUCAAGCGGGAGUUCCCGGAGGCCGAGGCCCUGCGCAUGUGGGAGGCCUGCUGGGCUCACUACCAGACAGACUAUUUCCACCUCUUUAUCUGCGUGGCCAUCGUGGUGAUUUACGGGGAUGAUGUCAUUGAACAACAGCUGGCCACUGACCAGAUGCUGCUGCAUUUCAGCAACCUGGCCAUGCACAUGAACGGGGAGCUCGUACUCAGGAAGGCCAGGAGUCUGCUCUAUCAGUUCCACCUGCUCCCCCGCAUCCCCUGCAGCCUGCACGACCUGUGCAAGCUGUGUGGGACAGGGAUGUGGGACAGCGGCUUCAUCCCCGCCGUGGAGUGCUCCGGCCAUCACCCCGAGUCCGAGAGCUGCCCCUACGGAGGGCUGGUGGAAGUGUCUUCUCCUAGACCAGGAAGUGAAGGCAAGAAAGGCCUGAAAACACGGGAUGUCUUUGCCUUCCGAAAAUAGCUGAGAGGAACAGGGUGUGACGGCGGAAGGGACGGGCAGGAAGGAUGUGCAUAGGAAAAAAUGUUGAAGAUGAAAAUGGAGGAAUAGCUUGUCAAGAUUCCUGAGAAGACUGAAAGGUGGGGAAUGGAAGAGGAAUUAAAUUGCUCUACAGGGGAAGCAAGUUCCAGUGCAUGGAUGGUGGAACCUGAGCAAAAGGCAUCGACCCAGGAACUGUGUUGACACGUUUGCAUUUGGUUUUGUUAGAAACAAGCUUUUCUAGGUCUUAUCAAGGACUUUUUAUUCUGCCUCUGGGACUGGACUGGUUAUCAACCAGAACUUUCUUACUUGCUGAUGAGAAAGGAGAGCCCUGCAGAGAGCCAAGUGCACAGGCAGCGUUGGUGGGGCCGGGGCAGGAGCAGAGCUGGGCGAGGCACCCGGAGCUCACCGUGCACCCUCCGCUUCAACCAGCACGUGCAACACGGGGCUGCUCUCUAAAGCCAUAGAGACCAUUUUAAUUAUCAUCUGCCAAAAAUAAAUCUGCAGACCAUUGGGAUUGCAGGGAAGGUGUCUGCUUUGUCGGCAAGGAAGGACUGGUCAGCUCAAGGUCUUGCCUCUGGCCUUUUCUAUCGGAUAUUCUGGCUGGUGUGAUAUUUUUUUUUCCAUUUGUACAGAAAUUGUACAGCCCCAGGUCUCACAGCACUGCUGCUCUGAGCUGGGGUAUUUCACAGACACCGUCCAAAGUUUCUUCUUCACGAGGUAGAAAUUCUCCCCUGUGAGGGUGGGGAGGCCCUGGCACUGUUGCCCAGAGAAGCUGUGGUUGCCCCAUCCCUGGAAGUGUCCAAGGCCAGGUUGGACAGGGCUUGGAGCAACCUGGGCUAGUGGGAGGUGUCCCUGCCCAUGGCAGGGGGUGGGACUGGAUGAGCUUUAAGGUCCCUUCCAAACCAAAAAAUUGUGUGAUUUUCUGAUUCUAUGACGUUACAGCAAAGCUGUUCCUUUAUGCUGACAACUACAGACUUCAGACACUUUAGUCUGUUGUUUCCAGUAUGUUUCCCAUUGUGUUUCCCUUGGCUCUCCUCAAUUACUGAAUAGUUACUGUCCUUGCCUGUCACUGCCACAGGCUGUGGCACAUCCCCUCCACUGUGGGCUUUAGGCUGUUCAGUUGGUGCCAGUGGUGCACCCUGUUCCCCAUCCCAAAGUGAAAACAAAACUUGCCUUGUUGCAACCGUUUUUGCUGAGCUCUGUCUGGUGAAGGUUUCCCUUGGGGUAUUUUUGAAAGGACAGUGUGUUUCUCCUCUUGUCUGCUAUAAAAUUUGCCAACCAGAAGUGGAGCUGGGGCUUUGAGCCCUGUUGCCAAAGGUCCUUACCAAAUUCAGUGGCCUCCAAAGGUGUGUCCUGAGCCAGUGUUUGUGCCAAACAGAGCCAGGGGAACAGUUGCCUUGUAAGAAUGGAAAAGGAGAUGAGGUGACAGCAGUGUUGGGGGUCUGCAGCCUUUCCUGGCUGUCCUGCUCCCUCUCACUUCCUCCACACUGCUUCCCACACAGCUGUCCUGGGCAGGCUGGGUGAGGCUGUGCUCACUUCCAGCUCUGCCUCUCAGGCACGUUUGUACCCUCAGCACUUGUGGAACCCCCUUGUCCUCGUGCAGUGCUGGGGGGGUUCCUGCACCUGACAAGCACAUUUCUCCCAAAAUCCUUCUGCAAGGCCUUACCCACAUGCCCCAUUCCUGCUGGGAAGUGAGGCUGGAGCUGGGAUGCUCCGUGUGGAGCCAGCACAAGCCAAGGGCACGCUGUGUUCCUGAGGGGAAGGAGCCUUGCCCCACUGCAGGCACCACACUGAGGGCUGGCUGUUGCGUGGCAGAAGGACAGUUUGGCUCCCACUUUGUGUGCCUUUAAUUCAGAGGAUGAAAACCUUCCCCUGGAUGAGAGCAAUGGGGAAACCCACUGCAGGAUGGCACGGCUCCGAAGUGAGCUGGGCUUUGGCAGGUGACACCUCCUGUAAGGGCUGAGGCUGCUUUGCUCUGGGGCAGGGAGUUCGUCGAGAUUUAUGAUGUUUCAGUGAAUAAUAAAGUUUGUGUGAGGCCUC